Messenger RNA from Cantharellus anzutake, 603 nucleotides. RefSeq names its product carbonic anhydrase. The record is from RefSeq and is a predicted model, not a curated record. Bases 1 to 603 code for a protein of 200 amino acids. The transcript is spliced from 5 exons. NCBI's taxonomy places the organism in Eukaryota, Fungi, Basidiomycota, Agaricomycetes, Cantharellales, Hydnaceae. Gene Ontology annotation, molecular function: carbonate dehydratase activity; zinc ion binding. Gene Ontology annotation, biological process: cellular response to carbon dioxide; cellular response to oxidative stress.
AUGGACAACACAUUUGAUACAGCACUCCUUUCGCUCUUAUCUUCAAAUGUCCAAUGGGCAGACCAAGUAAAAGCGAAGGAUCCCGAUUUCUUUGUUAAUUCCGCAAAAGCCCAAACGCCAAAAAUAUUAUGGCUUGGAUGUGCGGAUUCGCGUGUACCAGAGAGUGUUGUCACUGCCUCUGCGCCGGGAGACAUUUUCGUGCAUCGUAACAUCGCAAACCAGUUCCAUUCAGAUGAUGCCUCAGCCCUGUCCGUCCUUCAGUUUGCAGUUGAAAGCGUCGGCGUCCAGCACGCCUGCUAUGACCUCGCCCACUCUCAAUCCGCUACACCGCCACCAAUUCUAACCACACACCUGGGUAGAUGGCUUUCUCCCCUCGUCUCCCUCGCGGGGGAACUAGGGCCAUUAGAAGAUAGAAGCAAAGCCGUGUUAAGGCUCAUAGAGAAGAACGUAAAAAUGCAGGUGCAGACAAUUUGUGAGACCGAGACGAUCAGGAAGGCCUGGAGCAAUGGAAAGAAUGUUCGAGUUCAUGGCUGGAUCUAUGCUCUUGAGACAGGAAUUUUGCGAGAUCUCGACAUCUCCCAAGGUCUAGAGAGGGCAAUCUGA